AUGUUCGGUAUGAAUCAUUAAAUGAAUAGAAGUUUUAAUGAGAAUGAUGAAACGUAAACUUUGGAAGAGGAAAUAAUGGAGGAUUAUUCUCCUACAAAAUAAGGUUUAAUUAUUGUAAUAUUUAGAAAUUCGUGAAUAUGCAAUUCAUUUGGGAAUGAAUUUACCUGAAGAUAAUUAAUAUUUGGAUAUUGCAAAGGCUGGUUUAAAAGCAAAAUUACCAGAGGAAUGGAAGAUUUGUUCAAAGAAGAUAAAUGGAGAAGAGUAAGUUUUCUAUAAAAACAGGGAAACAUAAGAAAUAAUUUUUGAUCAUCCUUGUGAUGUAAUAUAUGCAAAAAAGUAUAUGGAGGCAAAAUAGAUUGAUACUUAAAAUUAGAAAAAAAAAGUAUUUAGAAUAUUUAUUUGAGAAAUCAACAGGGAUUAAUAAGUUUAAAAAGGAUAUAGAAAAGUAUAGAGAACCAAAUUAUUUGGAUGGAAAUGAAGAAGCUGAAUCAUUUAUGAUGGAUUCUAAUUUAUAUUACGAUAACCGAUAGAAUUAAGGUUAUGUGUUGUAAAAUCCAAUUUAAACAACAGCAACAUAAAAUUUAUUAUCUUAAGUGGAUUAAGAAUUUGCUAAAUAAGCAUAAGAUUAUGAAGAGGAGAAAAAGAAGGAUGUUAUUAAGUUAAAAGAGGAAAAUAAAUAAAAAUUGAAUAAAAUGGAAUUGAUGUUAAUGAAUGAAGCAGAUCCAGAAUUAUUUGAAUUAAAAGAAGAAUAUGAAAAAUAAAAGGAAAAUUUAAAUAGGAGUGAAGAAGAGAAAAAAAAGAAAGUUAAAAGAAAGGUAGAAGAUGAUAUGGAAUAGAAUAUAUUAAAUUAAAAGAAUUAAAUGGCUAAAUAAUUAGAACGUAAUUUAGAGAAUUAUGAAUAUGAAUAAGAAAAAACUAUGAAAAAUAAAUUAAGAUUUUUGGAAUAAGAACUUUAAGGAUAAUAAAAAGAUAUUAUUAAAAGAAUUAAUUAAAGAUAGAAAGAACUUUCUGAUUCUGAUUCUAAAUGGAUGAAAUAAAUGUAAGAGAAAAAAAAGAAUGUGGAAAAUUAAUUAAAUAAAUAUAAAAAAGAAUUUACUUAAGAAAUAUAUACUAAGAUGUAAUAAAUAGAAUAAGAAAAUAUUAAAAAGUUAAGAUAAGAAUAGGAGACAAUAAAAAGAAAAUUGAUGACUGAAUUUGAUUAAACUAAAAGAGAGUAUAAAUUUGAAAUAAUAGAUUUAUAAGAAGAAAAUUAGAGAAUGGUUAGAUCAAUUAAAGAUGAAAUGAAGAGUUAAUAUGAUCCUAAAUUUAAUUAGAUUUAAUAAGAAUUUAGUGAUUAAUUAUAAAAUAUUGAAUUGAGUGAAUCUAAAAUGUUAUAAUCUUAAAUUUAUGAUUAUAGAAAAUUAGAUAUUGAAUAAAGAAAGUAAGAAAAUAUAAAGAAGAUUACUCAAUAGAAGGAUAAAUUAUCAUAACAAAUAUAAACAAAAUUAAUUAAUUGUGAAAGAUAAAUAUUCGAUUAAUAUUAAGAAAUGAAAAAAAAGUUAGAAGAAACAUAAAGAUAAAAAUUAGAGAAAAUAUAAAAAGAUUAUGAAAAAAAAACAGGUAAAAUUUUAGGAAAUGGAAAAGAAAUAGAUUUAUGUAUGGAAAUAAAUUAAACAAAAAGUCUAAUACAUGAAUUGAAAGAAGAAAUAAAAUAGUAUAAAAGAAAAAAGAUGGAAUCUGAAGAGAAAUUAACAAGUAUGAAUAUAGUUGUUUCAAAAUAUGAUUUAUAAAAUGAAUUAAAAUAAAAAGAAGUAAUUAAAUUUGAAUUAGAUCGUUUACAAUAUUUAGUUGAAUAAUAUAAGUAAGAUGAUAAAGUAGCAGAUAAAGAAUUAGAAUUACUAGAACACAAUUAUUAGGAAAUGAUAAGAAAACAUUAAGAAUUUUAAUAGAGAUAAUAAACUAUGUAAAAUAUGAUUCAAAGUGUUAAUGAAUUAAGAGAAUAAUUGGUAGCAAAUUAAAAUUAAAGCAAUGAUAAUUCAAAGUUUUAAAGCAAUCUAUUUAGAUAAACAGGACCUAAGAAUUUUGGAACUGAGAUAAAUAUUUAAAAUAAUCUGUCUAUGAAUUAAAGUGUUGUAAUUGAAGAGAAUGCAGUAUAAAUGUAAACAAUUUUUAUUAGAUUUAGGCGUAAAUGGAAAUUAAUUCUUUUAGAUGAAAGAGUAGCUUUAAAUAGAGAAUAAUAAUUAUACAAAACAGAUAAAGAAAAAAUAAAGUAGAUGAGAAGAAAAUUAUUAAUAGAUUCUGAAUAAUUAAGAUCAUAAAUAGGGAUGUCUUAAUAGUUCGAUUAAAAUGAUAUGAAAAAUAAUUUAAUAAAGAAACUUAAAUCAGAAAUCAGAGAAUAAUAGCUAAAAAUUGCAGAUGAUACUGAGAAAUCUAAUAAUUGGAGAUAAACUUUAAAAUAGAAAUCUAAAAUAUUAGAUUAAAUGGAAUUAAAUAUAAAUGAUACUAAUCCUUAACCUGAAUUAUUACAUUCUUUAGAAUAAUUAUACCUACUUUACAGUAAAAUAGGGGAAAUGGAACUGGAACUUGGUGAUGAAAUUGAAGAAUAAUAAAUCUCGAAAAAUAACGAAAGUUAUUUUAAUUAAAUAAAUAUUGUAUAAUAAGAACCAUCAUAAUAAUAAGAAACAUAGUAAUAGUAUUUUGAUACAGUUAUACAAUUAGAUGGAUCAAAAUUAUUCAAUUUUGAGUAGCCAGAAAAAUUUACUAAGUAUAGAAUGCAAUUAAUACAACAAAAAGAAUGGUUUUAAAAUUAUAAAUAUAGGGUAAUUAUUAAAUUGAUAAUUUAGGUCCUUGCUACUAAUCCUUAUAAUAUAGAUUCGAGAGAAAGAUUUUAAAGAUAUUAAUAGUUUCUACAUUGCCAAGUUUGA
Molecule: messenger RNA, 2903 nt
Organism: Paramecium sonneborni
Lineage: Eukaryota; Ciliophora; Oligohymenophorea; Peniculida; Parameciidae
Source: the annotation of a GenBank genome assembly